GGUGGGGCGGGGUGUGAAUAUUGCGUAAUUAUCUCCGUAUAAAAGUGGAGACCAUCGCCCCACCUUCAAACUCUUCCUCUCCCCCGUCACGAUGAGGGACCUCUGCUUGACGGCGUUGCUGGUGGUGGCGGUGGUGGGCGGCGCGAGGGCGUACGACCAGCCCUCCUGCGACGGCCGCCAGACCAUCGUCCACUUGUUCGAGUGGAAGUGGACGGAUAUCGCCGCCGAGUGUGAGAGAUUCCUUGGCCCGGCUGGGUUCUGCGGCGUCCAGGUAUCACCCCCCAUGGAACACAUCGUCUCAGCCAGCGACGGGUACCCAUGGUGGCAGAGGUACCAACCCGUCUCUUACAAACUGGAGUCGAGGUCGGGCAACGAAGCUCAAUUCACAGACAUGGUGCAACGGUGCAACGCGGUGGGAGUCAGGAUCAUCGUGGACGCCGUCGUGAACCACAUGACGGGGCUCGGGCGCGUCGGGCCGGGGUCGGGCGGGACCGACUUCAACGCCGACAACCUCGACUUCCCCGGCGUGCCCUUCUCCAGCUUGGACUUCACGCCCAGGGACCAAUGCCCCUCCAGCAACGGAAUGAUCAACAACUACAACGACCCCAACGAGGUGCGCAACUGCUACCUGGUGGGGCUGACCGACCUCUACGGCGCCAAGGAUUACGUCAGGGAGAAAGUCGCUGGCUAUUUCAACCACCUUAUUGACAUCGGCGUCAUGGGCUUCCGUGUGGACGCCGCGAAACACAUGUGGCCCGCGGACCUAGAAGCUAUCCAGGGCCUGACGAAGGACCUGAGCACCGCUGCGGGUUUCCCCAGUGGACAGCGCCCCUUCUUCUUCCACGAAGUGAUCGACCAGGGAGGGGAGCCGAUCACAGUGCAGGAGUACUUCGGUGUCGGUCGCACAACCGAGUUCCGUUACGGCAAGAAGAUCGCGUGGGGCAUCAACUCCUUCGACCAGCUGGGCAACGUCUACGACCCGGGCUGGGGGAUGGCGCCCUCGGAGAAGGCGGUCGUGUUCGUCGACAACCACGACAACCAGCGCGGACACGGAGGCGCCGGGGACAUUCUCACGCACAAGCAGCCUAAGGAAUAUACCAUGGGUGUCUGCUUCUCCCUCGCCCAUGACUACGGUUUCAUGCGCCUCAUGAGCAGCUACUACUUCGACAACAGCGACCAGGGUCCGCCAGGCAGCAGCUACGGAGGCACGGAUGACGUUCCCAUCAACGGCGACGGAACCUGCGGCGGCGGAUGGGUCUGCGAGCACCGCUGGAACGCCAUUGCGCAGAUGGUCAAGUUCAGGAACGCUGUGGCAGGCACGCAGAUCGCCAACUGGUUCCAGGAGGGCGACAACGUGGCCUUCUCCCGAGGCAAUAAGGGCUUCUUCGCCAUGUCCAAGUACGGCUCCUUCGACCGUACGCUCCAGACGGGCAUGCCCGCCGGUACCUACUGUGAGCUGAUCAGCGGCUGUGCCAAUCAGGUCACGGUGAAUGGCGACGGAACAGCACAGAUCUCCAUCAAUAAUUCUGAUGAACCGAUCUUCGCCAUCUGUGUCGGAUGCGACGGAACCGGCCCUACCGUCGACCCCAAUCAGCCCACGACGACCCCGGGUCCCACCAAGCCGCCCAUCACCUCGGGCACAGCCAGGACCGUCGUCUUCAUCCACAAGCAGACCAGCCCCGGCCAGGACCUCUUCAUAAGGGGCGGCAUCGACUCUGCCCAUCGCCCAGGCUGCACCGAGAAUGCGGACACCGACGCAUGCGCCAUCGACAUCAGCGUCAGCAGCCUUGGCGCGGGCGACCACUACGCCAAGUACGACGCGUGGCGCCAAGGGGACUCCAAGCUGGACUGGUUCGGCGCCCAGGCGGGGCAGGGCAGCUACAUGGGCGGGGCGGCCUCGGGCUCGCCGCUCGCUUGGACCACCAACCAGGCCGGGGCCGCGGGCUACCAGGACCUCAACACCUUUGGCGAACACUACUGGAUGAUAGACAUGGAGAUGGAUUGCGGCCAGACUGAAGACGGCUGGUUCGAGCUGAAAGGCUUCCUGACCAACGCCGGUUCGGGCUGGGAAGCAGACGUCAACCAGGUGAGCUCUUGCAAGGGAAGCGCGGGAGGCUCCAAGCCCUACGCGUCCAGCAACCACAUGGGGAAGUGCGGCUUCCUCAACGUCUUCGAGUUCUCCGGCUCCUCGUGCCAGAUCGACGUCCUGCCUUGAGUCCACGGCGAGGCUUCGGGGCGGUGGCGAGGAUGACGACGAGAAUGAUGAAACGACGACGAUGACGAUGAUGAUGAAGAAAACGAUGAUGACGAUGAUGAUGAAGAAAACGAUGAUGACGAUGAUGAUGAAGAAAACGAUGAUGACGAUGAUGAUGAAGAAAACGAUGAUGACGAUGAUGAUGAAGAAAACGAUGAUGACGAUGAUGAUUCCCACGACAAAGACGAUGAAGACGACGCUCAUAACGAUGAUGACGACGGCCAUAGUGAUGACGACGAAGAUGCGAUGAAAAUGACGAUGAUGACGAUGCAAUGUCCGUCGCUUCAUGUGGUGGUGAUUUUCACCUGGGGAUACCCUUUAGAUGUUCCUUUGAAUAAAAACGUGUGGGAAUAGG
Penaeus indicus is the source of this 2609-nucleotide messenger RNA. RefSeq names its product alpha-amylase-like. Gene Ontology annotation, molecular function: cation binding; alpha-amylase activity. Lineage: Eukaryota; Metazoa; Arthropoda; Malacostraca; Decapoda; Penaeidae. Bases 92 to 2215 code for a protein of 707 amino acids. Gene Ontology annotation, biological process: carbohydrate metabolic process. The transcript is spliced from 14 exons. The record is from RefSeq and is a predicted model, not a curated record.